Messenger RNA from Penicilliopsis zonata CBS 506.65, 429 nucleotides. RefSeq lists its product as hypothetical. The transcript is spliced from 2 exons. Bases 1 to 429 code for a protein of 142 amino acids. The record is from RefSeq and is a predicted model, not a curated record. Lineage: Eukaryota; Fungi; Ascomycota; Eurotiomycetes; Eurotiales; Aspergillaceae.
AUGUCCGAACAAACAUUCCACUUGACCAAGGAAGACCUCCGCAAGCCGGAAUCGCGUUCCUCUCAGCUCCACGAUGGUCGAACCCUCAAGGAGACGAAUGUUUCUGCCCUGAAAUCACACAUUGAUCAAAACGUCGACAAAGCCAAGAUCAUUGAAGAGCGCAAGGCAAACCUGCCCUUGCCCGAUCAGCCCCCGGUAGCCAGCGACUGGCAGUCUCUCGACCAGAGGACCGUCAACAUCGGCUCUGGUGGUGUCGAGGGGCCCCUUUCGGGCGACAGCAACAGUGCCCUGCGUGAGCCUGCGACGGCAGGGAGCAGUGCCCGAAUGGAGGGAGAUGUUCUGCACAGGCAAACCGAACCUUCAUCGCGUGUUGGGCGCCAGGGCCACGAUAACCUAGAAGGUCUUCCCAAGGAUGCUCAGAUGAGGUAG